AUGUCCACCACAACCACAACCACGACCACAGCCCAAUCCGCGACAACCCACACCCUCCCCGCCCCCUUCUCCUCCUCCCCAGACUCCCUAUCCCUCAUAACCCAAGGCGCCGAAGCCCUCCUCUACAAAACCCACUUCCUCAACCCCACCACCCCGGCCGCCCUCAAAGUCCGCCCCGCGAAACCCUGGCGCCACCCCACCCUCGACAAACGCCUCACACGCCAGCGUAUCCUCGCCGAAGCGCGGGUGCUGGUGAAGUGUCGGCGCGAAGGGGUGCCGGUUCCCGCAGUGUUGGAGUUGGAUUGGGAGAAGGGGUGGGUGGUGCUUGAGUGGGUUGAGGGGGGGAGUGUUAAGGAGGGUAUACGGGGAUGGGAGGGCAAGGUGGAUAGGGACGGGGGGGAGAUGGAGGGGUUGUUGAGGAGGAUUGGGCAAGCGGUGGGGAGGUUGCAUGGGGCUGGGGUGGUGCAUGGGGAUUUGACUACGAGUAAUAUGAUGUUGCGUCCGUCUAGAUCGGACACGGAUGACGAGGGUGGAGAUGAGGGACGAGGGAGUUUGGAAGGGGAGGUGGUGCUGAUUGAUUUCGGGCUGGCGAUGCAGGCGACGCAGGAAGAGGAGCGGGCGGUGGAUUUGUACGUGCUGGAGCGGGCUUUUGGGUCGACGCAUCCGAGGAGUGAGGGGAGGUUUGGGGUGGUGUUGGAGGCGUAUGGGGGCAGUUAUAAGGGGGCGAAAGCGACGUUGAAGAGGUUGGAGGAUGCUCCCAUGGGCUUGAUAGCUCAGAUCGAGAAGCAGACGCAACGACAAGUCACCAUCGCUACGGACCCUGAAAAAGCUGGCGCACGAUGCCAUCCUCAAGAUCAAUCCCCCUUGUUCCGUUUACCAGGCGAGAUUCGGAAUGUCAUCUUCUCUUUCGCUACCGAACCAGAACUUGAACGACAUCCCACAUUUCACUACGAGCCCCUCGACUGGUAUCCGAAAAGCGCUGCGCAGCAGAAGCACCGCACGGCGCUUCUACCAACCUGUCGUCGUAUCUGGCUAGAAGCCAACCAUCUACCUAUGCAACAGGCGACCCACACCCUAUCCUUCGUGUCUGGAGCGCAAAAGAUAGACACUUUUGCCCUGACGUACCUGCGGGCCAGAGUGAAACAUCACACGGACUUCCUUAAGUCCCUCACUGCCAACAACACAUCCAACCUCAACCAUAUUCGCAUCCCUACAUAUCUGUCUCCUUGUCUUCACAUUGUGGGCUUGGGAUGGAUGAGGCUGCUGUUGAGGAGCGUCACAGAAGAAACAUCUCUCCUGAUAGCGCCCAAGAUCAUUACGUGGGCCAUCAACUUCCGGGACUGUGGCAGUCGGGUCCAAUGGAUCAACAUGUACCGCAACUUCCUCAUGUCAUAUUUCAGAUUCUCGGCGAAACUCGGCGCGAAGGAAGUGAGGCUCGAGCUGGUCGCCCCAUCCUCAGAUGACGAACGUCUGAGACGUUUUGCGGAAUCGGCAGAGGAGCUUGCUGAGUCCUCAGAAUACCCUCCCGAUGGCUUCGGUGGGCUCCAUCCUGAGCACGUCCUUCCAGAUGGCUAG
This is a messenger RNA of Saxophila tyrrhenica, 1575 nucleotides long. RefSeq names its product serine/threonine-protein kinase bud32 (gene BUD32). NCBI's taxonomy places the organism in Eukaryota, Fungi, Ascomycota, Dothideomycetes, Mycosphaerellales, Extremaceae. Gene Ontology annotation, biological process: protein phosphorylation. Gene Ontology annotation, molecular function: protein serine/threonine kinase activity; ATP binding. Gene Ontology annotation, cellular component: nucleus; cytosol; EKC/KEOPS complex. The transcript is spliced from 2 exons. Bases 1 to 1575 code for a protein of 524 amino acids. The record is from RefSeq and is a predicted model, not a curated record.